GUGGAGCCGUACACUUCCGUCGCGCUUUGGGAUCAGAGGCUCGAGGUCAGGCGGAGCUUCUCUGCGGGAGAGCCACCCGCGCCCACCCUUCUGGUCCUCACGGCAGCGUCGCACGAUGUGGAAGCAGCUGGGGCGCCCUUUGCUCGGCCUCCGCGGGACCCUGGCAGGUGAGGCGGCCUGUUUCGGAGGGGCGAGCAGCCGGGGCGGAGCAGCCGGGGAAACGCGCGCGGCUCGCCGGUGCCCUCGCUUCGCCGUCGUCCCCCCCCCAGGCGGCUGGCUGGGCGCGGCGGGAGCAGGAGGCUGGGUCGGGUGGGCUUCGGGCUUGAUCCGGCCCCGCUCUUGGCUGUGCUCUUAGCAGCCUCUCUCGCAGGAGGAGGAGCAAGGAUCACCCCGGAAUUUUCUGCGGUAGGAAGUCGAGGGAGAGGGGCCGCGUUGCUCGUAGUUCCCGCUAUGGGGAUAAUAAAGCGAAGAUCCUGCCUCUGGUGAGCAGAGAUGCAGAAGGCAGAGCUCCUGUAGCAAUCAUGCAAAAGGGGAAACUUCGAGAAGGUGCAGUUUGUGUCACGCAAGACUGCAAACAUACCUGUACCAAAAGAUUCGCUGUUUUACAUGAUCUAAUGACAGAGCGUUUGGGGGCCCCUGUUCUCUGAAUCUGGUCCUCCUCAUCUUGCCACUAGGAGGUCAGCAACGCUGGUGAUGAACACCAGCUUCGAUGGCUUUAGAAGGGGUUUAGAGUGCUAGGGUUAGCCAUAUGUCCUCUCCCUCCCCCCCUCCCCCGACACAUCUUUUCCGUGGGUAUGUAAAAUGAGAGUUCACAGCUAAAAGUAGAAGUCUUGCUCUUCAAAAUAUAACAAUCCUAGUUAGACACGUUCAUAGAGGAUGGAGCUAUCCAUGGCAGCUAGUAAAAAGGACUAUGCACUACUUUUGGAAUUGGAGACACCAUACCUCUGAAUUCUAGUCACAGGGGAAUAACUGCACAAGAUCACUCAACUAGAGGAUACUGAAAUGAGAUAAGCCUUCAGUCAAAUCCAGCAGGACUCUUCUAACGCACCCACCCCUCCUUUGUGUCCAUAGUGUCAUCAUUUCUAAGCUCUAGUAGAAACCCUGAAUGGGUGUGGCAUUCAGUUGAAUGUGGAAAGAGAAGUCAAUUUUUUUGUCUCUGAGCAUUCUUUGGGCUGCUGUUGUUUGUAAUGUGAAAUUGUACCCCUUCCCAUGUAUGGACCAAUUGAUUAAGAAUGUUGAGGUGUGGUGCAUCUUCUCUGAAAUCAAAGGGAAAUUAGCAACCAAAAGGCUAUCAAGUAUAGGAGACCUUUGGCCCUCCUGAUGUUGCUGAACUACAUCUCCCAUCAUCAGUUGCUAGGGCUUUUGGGAGUUGUAGUUCAGCAUCUGGAGGUCCAAAGGUUCUUCACGCCAGAGCUAGAUGGUCCACAGCAUGAUGUCUUUGAAGAAACCAUAACAAAUUAUAACUCAGAUUGCCUCUGCAGCACUUAGAUACCCCCAUUUUUGGCAGCUUCUCUUCAAAGUAUACAUUUUUGUGACGUUAUCAGAUACCAUGAUUUGCUGUGUUAGAGUGGAUGUGUGUUUCUGCUUGACAAUAAAUUUAAGCACUAUGCCUUCUGUUUCUUCUAGAUUCCAGUGGAACCAAAAUUUUGACCGCUGGCUUGAAGCAGUAUAAACUUCCACCAGAUUACAGUGGUAUGUUGAGAAAUAAGGGAGAGUGUUAAUAAAAGUAUGAAAUGGAUGUUUGAUAAUGAGUGCUUUAUGGCAGGAUGAAGUGUGGUAAGCAUAAUUGGUAUUCACUCGGAGAUGUUCUACAUUGGAAGAAUAAAUCAGGAAUUAACGUAGGUGGCGAUGUGGUCUAAACCACAGAGCCUAGGGCUUGCUGAUCAGAAGGUUGGCGGUUCAAAUCCCCGCAACGGGGUAAGCUCCUGUUGUUUUGUUUCAACUCCUGCCCACCUAGCAGUUCGAAAGCACGUCAAAGUGCAAGUAGAUAAAUAGGUACCACUCCAGCGGGGAGCUAAACGGCGUUUCCGUGCGCUGCUCUGGUUCGCCAGAAGCAACUUAGUCAUGCUGGCCACAUGACCCGGAAGCUGUCAGCGGACAAACACCGGCUCCCUCGGCCUAUAGAGCGAGAUGAGUGUGCAACCCCAGAGUACGUUUACCUUUACAUGAAAUAUCAUGGAAUGAAACACUGGGGUAGUAUUGUUCCCAAAAGAAAGAUUCUCUUCUCUAGAGAGCUGUUGCCAGAACAUGUAGCCAUUACACCUGGAGAACUCGCCCAUCUCCUCCCCAAUACAGCAAAGACACUGUGCACAAAGAAGUAGCCUUCCAGGUAUGCAGCCUCAGCUAGCUAGGAAAUGCCAAGCAUUUGAAGAUCCCACUGCUGGCUUUCUUCAUCCAGCAACAACGACCACAUAGGCACUGAAAUGCAGUCUUGAAAUCAUACAGGUUAGCUUGGCUACCUUUGGCAGUACUGUUUGAAGGAGUUGAGAGGGGGUUAAAUCUAGACCCCCACCUUCUGAUUAGGAAGAAGAACAACCUUGAUUGAGGUGGUUGGGGCAUAUAGUGACUGUUGCUUUCUGAUACCAGAACAGAUACUCAUAAAAUGCCCACUUUGUUCUGGUCAACAAGUGCACUUAGUGUACAUUAUUUCCUUAAAUAUAUUAUAUUUUGUACUAGGCAGACAGUGAUCACAUGAAAUAUGUCAAAUAUGCUUCCCUGUGUAGUAAGUGGAAGCAAAAACACUUAGUGCUGGAAUACUGUAGAAUCAAACAUGUGCUGAAGAGCAGGGGACCCAACUCCCCGCGUUGUUGUUGUUAAAAAAGCAAAUAGAGCAGCUAUACUUUUUGCUAAGGUUUGGCUCUUUUAUGCAAUAGCCCUUUCGGCUGCUCACGUCUCUCCCAUUUAACAGAAGGAAUUUACAUUCCAUUUCAAACUGCUGCCUUACUACAGCAAAUAUAGCUUCAAAUUAACUUCAUGAACCAACAUAGUGGUAGUAAAUCUUAAUGCUGCAGUCCUAUACAAGUAGUUCCAUUGGUAUCUGGGAAAUUGGUGCCCAACUGAAGGCCAGUUUAUGUUAGCUUAGCAAAGUGUGGGCACAUACACAGACUCUUGUCUGUAUUAAGGGUACAAGAACGAGGGGAGACCUAAACAGGGAAGCAGUUCUAAAGAGCACCGCUAAGACUCAUUUUUCUCUUCACCAGGACCAUAAGGGCAAGGAGGAAUCUGCUUUUGGUGCAGGAGAGUCCUGGUUUUUAGCAGGUGUUACCAGUAGCUUUUAAAUCCACCACAAUUUUUGGUAUUGCACUAACUUGCUGGUGGCAUCUACUGUCUUCCUCAGAAGGCUCUUUACAAAUAAAGACCCUAUGUAAAAUGAACUUAAAGGACACAGAAAGCUGUAUUUUUUUUUUUUUGAGGUGGGGGAAGGUAUUUGAAAAACACACACACACACAAAUAGUAUCAGCUGGCCUGUUUACUUUAGCUGGGGAAGGCAAAGUGAUAUUUAGAAUCAUAGAAUUGUAGAGUUGGAAGGGACCAUGAGGGUCAUUAAUCCAAAGUCAUCCGAAUAUAGCCUGCUAUCAGCUCAAAUGUUAACUUUGACGUACCAUCUCCUAAAUGUGUGUUAACAUUACUGGCUCUAGUGUUCCUAUAUAGUUUACAAUAGGUAGCUAAUCAGGAAGCACAGCUAUGGAUGAUGAGCUGAGAUUUCUGGACCUGGACAAAACUCUUUGGUAGUCUAGGUGGGAGACUGUUACAAGAAAUACUGAACCCAGUUUUAUUCUUCUAGGUAUCACUAUUCCUGAGAAAAACAGAUUGAAAUUUGUUGAGAGAAUGCCAGCUGUACCAAAGGUCAGGCGAGAGUUCAAGAAUUUACGUGAUAUCCGUGGUCCAUCUAAAGAAGCCACAGAAUUCACAGAAGGACAGUAUGGUAUUCUGGUGAGUGUGAGCAUUAGUAACCUUGAUGUGGCUUCUCAGUUGUAUAGAGAAAGAAUAUGAAGAGAUAAGUCAUGAAGCUUGGAAAAGGGAGAUAUCUGUUACCCUGUGAUUUCAGAAGGAGUUUGUGUGCCUGACAUAUUUUCCUAUUUCUGAAUGGUGAAAAUACUUUUUCCUCCCCUUGCCUGCAGGCUCUUGGUGGUGGCUAUCUCCGCUGGGGUCAUUUUGAAAUGAUGCGUCUGACGAUCAAUCGGCACCUGCAUCCCAAGAAAAUGUUUGCAGUGUGGAGAGUCCGUGCUCCUUACAAGCCCAUCACACGCAAAGGUCUAGGGCAGCGCAUGGGUGGUGGCAAAGGUGCAAUAGACCACUACGUGUCAGCAGUGAAGGCUGGCCGCCUCAUUGUGGAAGUAGGUGGGUUCUGUGAAUUUGGUGAGGUGGAACGCUUCCUAACACAGGUGGCCAAGAAGUUGCCUUUCCCUGCUAUAGCUGUCAGCCGGCAAUCCCUGCAAGAGAUGCGGGACAAGGAAGAGGAGAGGAGGCGUAACAACCAGAAUCCAUGGACAUUUGAACGCAUAAUCACAGCCAACAUGCUAGGGAUAAGGAAAUAUUUGAGUCCCUAUGACUUGAAACUGAAGGGUCGGUAUUGGGGAAAGUUCUUUCUGCCUGACAGAGUAUAAACAGGAAGUCAUGGGACGGGCAGUAUUCUGCUCCGAAGCAUCAAUUCUUCCGCAGACUUUUCCUGUAUUUUUGACUUUUUAUGGAUAAUGUGUUAUGGAUCCUUUCCCACAUGUUCUAUACUUGGAAAUCAAGUAGAUGUGGAGGGUGAUGGAGUGGCUGUAAAUACACAGAGCUUGGUUGAAUAAAUUUGCCAUUUUCUUGUUCAUUUUCAUUACUCCCACACGGAUGCAGGGCCUUUGAGGAGGACUUGUUGGUUUGCAAUGCACAUAGAAUUUGGAAGAGUGAUAAUUGAUAAAAGUAUAUUCAAAGCCAAGUUUAAAAGUUUUAAUGUCUAAAUCCUAUAGUUUGCAACUUCUAACCUUCUGUAGAGCUCAUUUUAAAACCGGAACAUUUCAAAGUGCUUGUGAGAAGAGGCAUACAUAGUCCUGAGGUGGCUUAAUUUUUAUAUACGUUGGUGCUGAAUUCUGGCAUGUUGCCAGUGCAGCUUGAUCAGCUGUGUAGGGUAAUAGCUUGGGCCUGGGCCUAUUCUUGUAAGUCUAAACGGAGUGGUAUUUUAGGGGUCCCAAAAAGAGCUGCUUCUGUACUUUUGAAGUGAACCAGACAAAAGCCCUCAGACUUCUUAGCUGUCAACUCUUGGGAGUCCUUGCAGUAGAUUAGGGUGAGGAGCCCCUCCCCUCCGGAUAUUGUUUGGACACCAACUCCCAUCAGCCCUAGCCAGCAUGGGCAGUGCUCAGGGAUGAUGGGAGUUACAGGCCAGCAGCAUCUGGAGAACCACCCAGUCCCCUUCCCUAUACUAGGAAAAUAGGUUGGUUUUGUAGUUUUAGUUCAUUUAGUCUUUCACACAUAACAGCAGAUCAAACAAAACUCUUUAUUCCAGAGGAUUUCUGAACAUCCACGCCUUUUGAACAGUAAGAGAGUAGCUUUCAUUAAGUCACAGUUAUGGGAAACUGAAUAAGCAUUUUCCCUUCCAAGUCCAAAGCAUCCAGUGGCCCCUCUUGCGCACGGGACUACUAAUUUUUAUAAUUCAAAGGAUGGGUCGUCAGGCAGUUGCAUAUAUCUCCCUUCUUCCUAGUGACUGGUUUAUCAUUUAAAGGGGGGAAAACAACCUGAGGAGUUGCCCCAGCUGGAGAAGGAGCUACACCGUUGGCCAGGAUUAAAGGAAUUAAAAGUGUUCCAGCUACAUGCCCCCUACCAGAGAGGUGACGGAAGGGAGGAAACAACAUAUAGUUGAGUAAAUACAGCUUAAGUUGUUUAAAUAAAUGACAACCUUUCUUCAAGUACGUGAGAAAUUGUGGGAUAGUUCUAUAUACAAGUAUACAUGUUAAUACAACCAGUGUCAAAUCGGACAGAACACAAUGAUUUACAAGGGGUGUGUGGCUCCCCUAGGGGCGUUUGCAGAUUGCGCCUCAAGAAUGCCCAUUCAUACAACAGAAUAAACGGACUGGGACUAGGACCACAAGGAUGGCAGGAGUCUGCGUAAGCAAGAUUAUUCAGCAGGCGAGGAAACAAUCUGGCUCAGUCCAUGCCAUUAUCCAGAUGUUCAGUCACACACCUUUUGAGGCUACUGUAAGAAGUUGUAUCCCUUUCAACAAAGCAGAAGCAGAAGAAAGCAAACAAACAAACAAAAUCACAGGUCUGAAAACCCACAGGCACCUGCUUGCCUACUGUGGAUUGUCAUAAAGGGAGGUAAACCUUUGGAUUUUCUUCCAUAAAUAACAUGAGCCGUUAGGGGUUUUCCCCUAGUGUGUUUUCAAUGGUAUAUAAAUCACCUUGAGAUGCAUGUAAGGAGAUUCAUACAUGAGUAAAAUAACAAAAGUACUUGGUUUCACUGGAGAAAUCUAGGCAGGAGCAGCAAGUAUAAGGGGGAGUAAAGUUCCAAUUAUAGAGCUGGUUAAGUAUCAACAGCAACCAACAAGCUUGGUUGUAGUAGCCAGAAGGCCCCUGUGCUCAAACUGUUCCCCCUCGCUGUCUCACUUGGCUUUAUGCUGGUGUACUAACACUUGGGUCCUGCUCUAGCUCCUCCUGCCCUUUCUUUAAUCUGAAAUCCAGCAAAAGAUUUUGAAGGGUAAAUGGUUGGCUGUGACAUCUCCAUAAAGAGAGGAAGCACUGAAAAUUGUAGGACCAGGGAAGCGUGUGUGGAGUGGGGAAGCCAUCUUGCAAAUCCAUCCUGGAAGAAAGGAAACAGCAAGGAGCUGAGAUGGUUGAAGGUAAAAGGAAACAGAUGACAAGUAGUAUUGUAGCCUAACAACCAGCAAAAAUUAUGAGAUCAUACUACCCUGGAAAUGCACAGGAAGUUAUCGCCCUCCUUUCAUAAGCAGGGUGCUCCUAACGCUCUUGAUUUAGAGCCUUUCAGUACAUAUGCAUUUGUGAAUUCUGAUAUUCUACUCCACUCACCCAGCUGGACUGCACAGACUUAUCUCCAGGUUGAUGGCUCUACCUUUUUUUCCCCCAGCUUUUUUUUCGGAGGGGGUAUACCUAAGGUAUUCUGCACCAUAGCAAUGGGUAGAACUAUAAGGCAGUUUGGGAAAUAAGAGUAGACUGCAGUGUCCAUAAAAAUGAGCAUUACCUUGAUUAAACAAACCUCUGGAUCAAGCUUCUGCAUGCAACUCACCUUAGACAAGUGGUGAGGGACAGGAUAUGGGCGCUCAGGUAAAGAAGCUGCCGACAGUAGAGGCCAGGAUGAUGGCAAGAAUGAUGCAGCAUAUCAUGAUCAUGAUCUUCUUCUGCUCAGCGAGAGGAAACAUGAAUAGCAAUAUACCCAGACAUCUCACUGGUAGGGGGAUGGUAGCAGGAACAAGGGGACAGAGGAGGGGGCUUGUGUUUUGUGGGUAACAAGUGGAGGAUAGAAUUAAGGAAGACGGGAAACUAGGGACAUAAACACACCAGAGUUAAGGAGGGUCUUAUGGACAGGGCUGUUCUUUCACAGAUGCAGAUAGCACUGAGACUUCCGUUAUCUUUUUUUAUAUACCAACCGUAUUUUUACAUAAUAACAGAAGCACUCCAUUCCAUUUUGGGGUCCUGUACAACCCUUAAGUAGUUUAGAUGGAAAGCAUAUGGGUACUGACACUCUUAACGGCAGCCUCCCUCAUCCUUGGGUUCCCAGAUGUCAUUGGACUAUAGCCCCCAUCAUCUCUAGCCAAUAUGGCCAAUUGGUCAGAGAUAAUGGGAGUCAUAGACCAUCUGGGGACCAAGGAUUGAGGAAGGUUGACAGGACAGAAUCAUCUUACCUGAAAGAUUUGGCAUAAUGAUAAUGGGGAGCGGUGGUGGAAUCCAGCCACUUUAUGUUCCAGGUGUAUUUAAGAGGCAAUUCCUCAAUUCUUCUGUGUUAAGAAUAGCAAACCUUCCCCAAGACCCACACUGCAAGGUGUGUUGCUGAAGCAUAUUUGGAUAUGGGCAAAAGCCAUACAAGACCAAGAAAGUACACACUACCCCUCAAAACAAUAAUAAUGGCUUGUAUGGCUAUACCCUGUCCAGAAGUUCAAUACACAAGCACAGAGUUUACAGAUUAUUUGAACAUCAAACUCAUUUAUU
Podarcis lilfordi (Lilford's wall lizard) is the source of this 8139-nucleotide messenger RNA. The record is from the annotation of a GenBank genome assembly. Lineage: Eukaryota; Metazoa; Chordata; Lepidosauria; Squamata; Lacertidae.